AUGACCAGAGAUUUACACAAAUUUCAGGACAAUGGCAAAGCGGUGCCAGAGCAGCGGGAUCCAUGUGAAGAGCUCAGGAUUAUUCUCUUGGGGAAGACUGGAGUUGGAAAAAGUGCUGCUGGAAACACAAUUCUUGGUGACAAGUUUUUUAAAGUGAAUUUGUCAUCAUCGUGUGAGACAAAGGUUUGCUGGAAAGCUACAACGAAUGUCAACCACACAAAUGUUGCUGUUAUUGACACACCAGGACUGUUUGACCCCAGCUUUACUAUCGAGGAGAUGGUCAGCAGAAUUAAGCUGUGUAUUCCCCUUUCUACUCCCGGUCCACACAUCUUCUUGCUGGUGCUUCAGCCUGGUCGGUUCACAAAAGAGGACAGAGACACAGUGGACAUUUUUCUCAAAAUAUUUGGAGAAGAUGCAAAUAAGCAUGCCAUAAUUUUGUUUACACAUGGGGACAAGUUUGAGGGAAGAAAUAUCCAAGAGUUUGUCACUGACAAUCCUGAUUUGAAGAUACUCUUCAAGAAAUGCCAGAAGCGAUAUCAUGUUUUUAAUAAUGAGUCCAAAGAUACCAUGCAGGUUGAUCAACUUUUUGAAAAAAUACACAAGAUAAUUUCUGAGAAUGGAGGAUGUUUUUAUACCAGUGAAAUGCUAGAGAAGGCAGAGAUUGCAAUUCAAGAGGAAAAACAGCGAAUCUUAAUGGAAAACGAAGAGCAGAGAAGCAGAGAACUGGAGGAUCUGAAAAUCAGAUAUGAAGCAGAGGCUCUCGAACAGGCCAUAACAGAGCUGUGGGAAAGAAAAGAGAGGGAGGCGAGAGAGAAAGCAGAAAGAAACAACACAUAUCUCAAAAUAAUUGCAGAAUUUCUGUUCACUACUCUUGAAAAGUUCAUUAUGAGAAACCUUGGACAAAAUCAAUGAAUGAUACUGGCUGAACACCUGUAGGUUUAUGAAUCUUUGUCUUUAUAAGUCAAUAAAUUUAACUAAUUCAUUCUAAAAUGAUGAUUCAUUCAGGAACGAAAGAAGUUUAUGAACAAGUCAUUGAAUCAGUCCUCUGGAGCCCCUAUAUUUAAUUCUAGUUCUUUCUUUUUUUUUAAA
Carassius gibelio (silver crucian carp) is the source of this 1089-nucleotide messenger RNA. Its product is annotated as GTPase IMAP family member 9. Gene Ontology annotation, molecular function: GTP binding. NCBI's taxonomy places the organism in Eukaryota, Metazoa, Chordata, Actinopteri, Cypriniformes, Cyprinidae. Bases 1 to 912 code for a protein of 303 amino acids. The transcript is spliced from 3 exons. The record is from RefSeq and is a predicted model, not a curated record.